This is a messenger RNA of Lacerta agilis (Sand lizard), 1667 nucleotides long. Its product is annotated as transcription cofactor HES-6-like. Lineage: Eukaryota; Metazoa; Chordata; Lepidosauria; Squamata; Lacertidae. The record is from RefSeq and is a predicted model, not a curated record. Gene Ontology annotation, cellular component: nucleus. Gene Ontology annotation, biological process: anterior/posterior pattern specification; regulation of transcription by RNA polymerase II; regulation of neurogenesis. The transcript is spliced from 4 exons. The coding region runs from base 171 to 866 and encodes 231 amino acids. Gene Ontology annotation, molecular function: RNA polymerase II cis-regulatory region sequence-specific DNA binding; DNA-binding transcription factor activity, RNA polymerase II-specific; protein dimerization activity.
UGCUGCGGGACGGAGGCAGCAGCCUUUCGGCUUAAUUUAUUUAUUUCGUUGCACUAUUUUCCGGCCUCCGCCUCCUUGCCUCCGCCCCCGGCCGAACCUUGCUCUGCACUUCUCCGUCUCCGCUCCGUCGUCUUGCAUUUGCCCCCAUUCGCAUCGCCCCGGAUCCGGCCAUGGCUCCCUCCUUUCGGCCCAGCAAGAACAGACCGAGCCGGGACGACGAGGAUUUCUUCGAGGCCAGAGGAAACAGGAAGGCAAGGAAGCCGCUGGUGGAGAAGAAGCGGCGGGCGCGGAUCAACGAGAGCUUGCAAGAGCUGCGGCUGAUCUUGGCGGACGCGGAGUUCCAGGCGAAGAUGGAGAACGCCGAGGUGUUGGAGCUGACAGUGAAGCGGGUGCAAGGCGUCCUGCAGAACAGGUCUCUCGAUAGCGACAAACUGCAGCGGGAGGCCAGCGAGCGCUUUGCAGCUGGGUACAUUCAGUGCAUGCAUGAAGUCCAUACGUUUGUCUCCAACUGUCCUGGGAUUGAUUCCACCGUUGCAGCAGAGCUCUUGAACCACCUUCUGGAGUCGAUGCCUCUGAACGAAGGCAGUUUCCAGGACCUGAUAGCGGAUGUCUUGUCAGACCCAUCCAUCAGCCAGUGGCCUGGCAGCGAUGGGCUCUCCCAGACGCCUGGGGAAUCGCCUGGAGCUUUGAACCUGCCCAGUCCCAAUUCGCCUCUCCCUUCACCUUCCUCCAGUGAGGAGACUUGCUCUGAUGCGGAAGACGCGGAGGCUGAGCAAAGCCACAUCUCUUUGGAUGGACUGGACAGGUCUAGGACGCAAAAUGUGCCUUCCUCCAGCCUUUCCAAAUCUAUGUGGAGACCUUGGUAGUAAAGAGGCUGCACAGGAACCAACGAAGAUCUACCUAAUAGGGAGAAUACUUGAGCACUGUGUUCUUCUAGCCAUUGGAAUAGAGACGGUGAGGAUUUCAGAUGGUGCAUUUGUGUCGUGAUGUUGCUGUAUUUCAGGACUGUAUAGCUGGGCACUCUUACACUGUCAAAUCCUGACAGGCUAAGUAGCUCGAUUGUGUUAAUAUUUCAUCCGUGAGUGUGAGAGGUGAAUAUUUGAAAUUCUUGGUUUCUUUUUAUGAUUAAGGGUGUGGGUUAAAAGAGAUGGAAGUAUGGAAGAAGAGCUCUUUUGUUGAAGCACAGCAGUGUUUUGCAACUUACCUUUUUUGUUUCCUUGGGGUUUUUUUUAAUGGUCCUUAUAAGUGGCCCCGAAUCACUACCUUUUUUUCGAUUAGGAAAAAAAACCUUGUGCAUUUGAAAAACUUGGUGGUUUAAUACCAGUGAAAUGUAUGAAGUUAAGCAGUUAUGCACAACUUCAAAUGUUCCCGUGAUAGAUAUUUUUCUCUCUUAUUUUUAAAAAAGGAAAAUCCCUGAAAGGGAUUGGUGAAGCUAGUCUCUUGAUGAGUAUAGUGGUCUAGGAUUUCUCCUUCAGUGAAGGAAGAGGAAACUAGGGGCCAGACUGGAAUUAGGUGAGCAUUUAAAGUAUUGGUGGCAGGGUGCCUUUUAGAUAUGUGUCUUACGCACAGCUAGCACAUUUGAAUUUAUUGUGGUAUGUUUUAUAGCUUGUCAAACGUUUUAUUUUAAUCUUUUUUAUAUAUAUAAAAAUAAAAGCAACUAAAUUAAC